This is a messenger RNA of Alternaria atra, 1242 nucleotides long. RefSeq lists its product as uncharacterized. The transcript is spliced from 2 exons. Gene Ontology annotation, biological process: N-acetylglucosamine catabolic process. Gene Ontology annotation, molecular function: N-acetylglucosamine-6-phosphate deacetylase activity. The coding region runs from base 1 to 1242 and encodes 413 amino acids. The record is from RefSeq and is a predicted model, not a curated record. NCBI's taxonomy places the organism in Eukaryota, Fungi, Ascomycota, Dothideomycetes, Pleosporales, Pleosporaceae.
AUGUCGGGCUGGUUCACCUUGUUCACCAACUGUCGCUACAUCCUCAAUGGCGAGCUUGUCGAGGACCAUCUUGUCAUCUCCGAUGAGACCGGACUCAUCUUGAAAAGAGAAGGCUACAUUGGGGGCGAAGCCAUCGACUUGGAAGACAGUAUCAUAGCUCCGGGCUUCCUGGAACUGCACACUAAUGGAGCGAAUGGUUUCCACUUCACGCACUACGAGGACGAGCAAACGUAUGCGACAAAGAUAGACGAUAUUGCGAAAUACUACACGACUCAGGGUGUCACGGGAUUCUGGGCAACUAUACCCACAGUAAAGAGCGAUGAAUUCCAGAAGAUUCUCCCCUCCUUGAAGCCUCGCCAGAUUUCCUCUUCUGCAUCUCUCCUUGGGGCUCACACAGAAGGCCCAUACCUACACCCUUCCAAGAAGGGCGCACAUAACAGCUCUCUUUUCCACUCCUGCUCAACAUCCCCCUCGACCAUCUACGGAUCCUCGAACUUGCAAUCCACGGUCAAGCUUGUUACCGUCGCGCCGGAGCUCCCUGACUCAGCGGCACUUAUCAAAACACUGACAUCGCAAGGUAUCAAGGUAGCAAUGGGCCAUUCGACGGCAACAUAUGAGGACGGAUUGACUGGGUUGAAGGCUGGAGCAAGCGGGUUGACGCAUACAUUAAAUGCGAUGCCAGCUUGGGGAUCAAGAGCGCCUGGGUUAGCUGGACUGGUAUCGCUGUCGGAAACAGGGAAAGUUGCACCACCGUGGUACACAAUCAUUGCAGAUGGAGAGCAUUUGCACCCAAACACCGUGUCUUUGCUUCAUCGCUCCAACCCAAAGCGGUCAAUUCUGAUCACUGACAGUAUUGAACUUGCGUCUCUCAAAGACGGGACGUAUCCCGGCCACUCUCAGAUCCCUUAUGAACAGGUCAAGAAUGGAACACGAGCGACAAUUGUGGGUACUGAUACUUUGAUUGGGGGAUGCAUUCCACUCCAACGGAGUGUAAGAAACUUGAUGAAUUGGUCUGGCUGUGGAAUUGCAGAGGCUGUAGGCACGGUCACUGAGAAUGUUGCUGCUUUCAUGGACGUUGAUGGAGAAGGCGGACGGGGUAUACUAAAGGAAGGCAGGAGAGCAGACUUGACUGUAUUGAAUGAGCAAGGUGAGGUGCUUCAGACGUGGGUGGCCGGGCAUAAGGUGUGGGAUAAGGAGGAGGAUAUUCGAGCGCAUGAAGAUGACGGUGAAGCGAGAGGUUGA